Carassius carassius (crucian carp) is the source of this 1387-nucleotide messenger RNA. RefSeq lists its product as uncharacterized. Lineage: Eukaryota; Metazoa; Chordata; Actinopteri; Cypriniformes; Cyprinidae. The coding region runs from base 48 to 1172 and encodes 374 amino acids. The transcript has 6 exons. The record is from RefSeq and is a predicted model, not a curated record.
UGAUCUAGUUUUUCUCUGAAUAUCAGUGAGACUAAAGUCAAUCCAGGAUGAGAGCUGCCAUCAUCAUCUUCACAAUCAUCACGCUCUGUCUGAUCUCAGGUCAGGUACUCUGUUUCAAAGUGACCGGCUGCACUGGAGGGAGUGUAAUGUUUAACUGCAAAUACAAGUCUAAAGAUGAGCAUAAAACAAACCACCAGAACCAGAGAAAGUCUAAAGAUGAGCAUAAAGGAAAGUAUUUCUGCAGAGACAGAGACUGUAGGACGGGCAUCAGUACUGAGACUCAGCGCAGCUGGUUUAAUGAUGGGAGAUUUUCUCUGUAUGACGAUGAAAACAGCAGAUUCUUCACAGUGUUUAUCAGGAACCUCAGCAGAGAGGAUGAUGGGGAUUAUAUAUGUGGAAACAAUCAGACACGGAGACAUGAUGUUACAUUAGUGGUGAACAGAACCUCUUCUUCUUGUGGGACGUCAGUUCUCCAGACUGCAUAUAAAGGACAAACAAUCACUUUCCACUGUGAAUAUGAUCAUACGUUUCAAACACAAACCAAACUCUUGUACAGCGUGAACAGAGAUCCUGUGCUUGUGCUGAACAGCUCACAGUCCUCACAAUCAUCUGAGGAGAAGUUCAUCCUGUCUGACAGUCACAAAGAUCAUUUUAAUGUGACCAUCAGAGACAUUUCUGCAGCAGAUGAUGGAGUUUAUCUGUGUGGAGUGGAGAUAUAUGGAUCUUCAAAAGAGAUGACUUACAUAGCCUUCAUUAAAGAGAUUCAUCUGAAGGUUUCUGGCUUUCCUGUGACAGCUGUGGGUUUGGUCCUGCUGGCUGUGUGCUUGGUGCUCAUGUUGCUCAAAGUUAAAUACAGAAGGAAACAUGAUGUCAUCUCAUCAGACAGAAGAGAGACAGGAGAUCAUGAAACGGAUCAAGAAGAGAUUCAAGUCUCAGAUCCUGCAUCAACUCCUCUCUAUUCCACAGUUCAGUUACCCACAAUCCCCUCUGACUCACAGAAUCCAGUUUACUCCACAGUUCAGUUACCCACAAUGCCCUCUGAUGAGCUCCUGUACACUGCUGUCAGUUUCCAGAAGAAUGAAGAGUCUCUCAGUGAAGCUACAGUCAGAUUCAGUAAAGAAGAGAUUCACUCUGAUUACGCAUCUGUCAAUCACAGCAUCACACCAAAUUAACAUUUCCAGUGUAUUUUGUUUUUAUACUCAAUUUGAAUUGUGUCAGUCUCUGAGAAUAGACUAAAUGACACACUUAGUUGUGUGAGCAGUUUGUGACACCUACAGGUCAGUGUUGAGAAAGAAGCUGAAAUGUUUCUCUGAGGCCAAAAACAAGAUUAACUUCUGUGAAACGUUGAACUGAAGACAGAACACCUUCAGUCUUUGUAAGCAUCAGU